Molecule: messenger RNA, 459 nt
Organism: Cornus florida
Lineage: Eukaryota; Viridiplantae; Streptophyta; Magnoliopsida; Cornales; Cornaceae
Product: probable transcription factor At1g61730
Exons: 1
Coding region: 1-459 (152 amino acids)
Biological process (GO): regulation of DNA-templated transcription
Cellular component (GO): nucleus
Source: RefSeq, a predicted model, not a curated record
AUGGAUUUUAAGAGUCCUCCCAUGUCACUGCCUGUUGACAAGAGAUCAACAGCUGUCCAAAAAUCCAAUCCAACCAGCAGAACUGAUGAAGCGUUUCAUUCAGAAUCAGAAUCAGAAUUUGAAUCUGAUUACCCCUCUUCCAAACCCCUCCCAAAGUCUGCUGUGAAACAUCCUGCAGAGACGGAACAAAAUGAGAUACUGGAGCCGCAGAGGAAGAAGAAAAAGGUUGACAAUGGCCAUCAAGAGAAUGGAUUUGUCGAAGAGAAGAUUUAUGUUUUUAGUAGGUUCUGGAGCGAGGAAGAUGAAAUUGCAAUCUUGAAGGGAAUGAUUGAAUACAAAUCAAGUAAAGGGGAUUACCCAUACACAGAUAUGGGUGCCUUUCAUGACUUUAUCAAAAAGUCUCUUUAUAUCAAUCCAUCGAGGAAGCAAUUAACAGAUAAGAUUAGUAGGUUUGAGUAA